Messenger RNA from Scophthalmus maximus (turbot), 4442 nucleotides. RefSeq names its product synaptopodin 2b (gene synpo2b). Gene Ontology annotation, molecular function: actin binding. The record is from RefSeq and is a predicted model, not a curated record. The transcript is spliced from 3 exons. The coding region runs from base 16 to 3294 and encodes 1092 amino acids. Gene Ontology annotation, cellular component: actin cytoskeleton; nucleus; Z disc. Gene Ontology annotation, biological process: positive regulation of actin filament bundle assembly. Lineage: Eukaryota; Metazoa; Chordata; Actinopteri; Pleuronectiformes; Scophthalmidae.
GAAACAGCAUUGAAAAUGGAACCAGAGGCUGAAGACCCAGACAACAAUCACAACUUGCCCCCUUGGUCGGGUUCAGAUGGUUCCCAGGAACUUUGUGUCUCUGAGUCCCUGGCAGAGUCUUUUGAUGAGGACGAUAUUAGUGAUGAGGACCCUUUGGACCCACAACCUCCUGAGAUCCCCACGUCUGACCCUCAGUCAGAAUGCCUUCAGUCGCAUGAUUGGGAAUCUGCAGGUGAGCAGCAGUCCCUGCCUGAACUAAGUGGAAGUGAAUUAGAGGAGGAUGUGUACCAAGAAGAGGAUGAUAUCGUCCUUAGUGAAUCAAGAGAGUCCAUCAUAGAGUCUCCUCACAACCAAACCUCACCAGAAUCACUGUCCCCACACCAAGAGCGCCCCGAGUCCGAGCCGCACGCCGUCCAAAUACCACGACUGCAUUCCCCGUCAUCUUCCUCCUCUCUUGGCUAUGCCGCUGACAUGACCCUGGCCUUGACCCUGACCACAGAGGAGCCACUGGGAGCCAGUAAUAGGCAGGACCCAGGGACUGGGCACAGGAGGAUUGAAUCUUCAGAGGAAGGAGGGAGUAGUGAAGCACCUCCUGCUUCUGUCUUCUUUGAAAUUUCAGACGAGGGUGCUGAGCACGCAGAGAAGUGGAACUCGGAGUCUGACACAGAUCUGUGCAGACCGGACAGGCAGAGGGCAAGGUACACAUGGCUCAGUCACAGCGAGAGCGAAUCAGAAAGGCAUGUGAAGGAGACCAAGUCCAAAUGUAAACGAAUUGCUCGGCUUCUGACUGAUGCGCCCAAUCCCCAGAACAAGGGAGCUCUGCUGUUUAAGAAACGCCGCCAGAGGGUCAAAAAGUACACACUUGUGAGUUACGGGACUGGCGAUAAGCUCCGCAGCGAAGACCAAAUAGAGGAGGAAACCGAAGAAGUCAGAUCAGCUGGGUAUAACUUUGUGGCGACAAGUGAUUCCGAGUUAGAGGAGGAGUAUUCUGUUUAUCACCAGCAGCAUAAUUUAAAUCUGAAUUGGGGAAGUGUUCAAGGAAUGGAGGCACUCCCAGAGACAAAAGGGAAGGGAGUUCUGAUGUUUGAUCAACGUCGCAGAAGGAUGGAUGAAAUUGUGUCUGAGCAAGAAGAAAUGAGGAGUAAAGGAUUACCUGUGGAGGCACUAACACAGCUUGAAUGUAUAGAAGCACAGAACAUUUAUGACACAAAGGAAUUGUACUUGCAUACUAAUCAGGCCAACUACAUGGAUGCAAGUCACAAGCAGCAUGAAUAUGAAGAUAAUAUUCAACAGAUGAAUCACCUAGCCAAUGUGCCAAGACCCUUGGUGCCAAACCGAACUGCAAAGCCCUUCUUUGGAUUUCAAGAUGGCACAACUGCUCCUGUCAUGCCUGGUGGCGUUGCUCCAGUCACAAGGAAGAACGAACCGAGAUUCAAAGUACCUGUACCUAUAAACACUAACCCACUUGUUUGGUCCCCAACUGGAGACAUCAUAGCCUCAAGAGAUGAGCGAAUAUCUGUCCCAGCAAUCAAGACUGGCAUCCUACCAGAGUCAAAAAGGAAAGGCACUAUCAAACAGUCAUCAGCACAGGCACAAGCAUUACAUCCCCAUCUUCAAGGCAAAGGGGAAAGACGGUCGUAUAUCGAAACAGAGGAAGACUUUUUUAGUCUUGGAGCUGAAGCUUGUAACUUUAUGCAACCAAGAACAAUAAAACUUAAGAAUCCCCCUCCAGUUGCCCCAAAACCAACUAUCAAUCCGACCUGUCCUCCUUGGAUGAGGAGUCCUUCUGGUGAACCAUAUAUUCAACCAAGAAGUCCGGUUUCACAGCCUUCCCACAGUUCCGGUGGGCCUCACAGUCAGCGUUACCUACAGCAGCAAGAUUGGGCUCAGCCACAACAGAUGGUCAACCGUUGGGCUCCAGAUCAAACUCAGGCAGCACUUCCAACACCUGCCAAUGCUUGGGCUCCAGUCAACUCCUCUUCUCAGCAUCAUCUUCAGCCAACCACAAAUACCUGGAAUCAACAGCUGCAACGAUCCCCUGUGAGUAUACAGGCCCACAGUCCCACUUACAGCCCACAUCACCCAACUUCACCAGCAAGAAAUAAGUCCAACAAUGUUUCAUACUCAGUUGCUUCUUGCCCACCACAAGCAGGAAAGUCAUACGUCCAUGCAUCAAAAGCAUCGCCGGCUUCUCCAAGGGGUCCAGUCUCAGGCAGAGGUAUUGCUCGGUCUAGUGAUGGUCCAUCUAUGGCGGGAAAAGGAGCAGAGUUGUUUGCCAAAAGACAGUCCCGUAUGGAGAAGUUUGUUGUCGAUGCGGAAACAGUUCAUGCUAACAAAACGAGAUCCCCCUCGCCGAUCUCCUCCCUCCCCAACUCCUGGAGGUAUUCUUCCAAUGUUCGGGCACCUCCCCCUUUAUCGUACAAUCCCCUUCUUGCUCCUUUCUACCCUCCAUCCGCAGCCAAGCAACCCCCUUCCACAAGCUCAAAAUUCAAGCCUAAGACCAAAGAAAAACCUAAAGCCCCUCAAAAGCAACUAAAUGCCUUAGAUAUUAUGAAACAUCAACCUUAUCAGUUGGACUCAUCACUGUUCAAGUAUGGUGCAGUGCCUGAGGCCAAAAGCCCCAGCCCCAAACCAACUCCGGCGUCAAAGUUUGAGGCAAACAAAAGCCUCAAACUUAGAUCUGCCUCUUCCCAUUCUUCCCAUAAUGCCCCUGGGCUUGCUGUUCAGGCCAAGGCAGAAGCCCCUGCUAAGUCUCCCGGAUCGGGAUUUGGUCGUAGCCGCUCCCUGAGCCUGCCCAGGCAACUGAAUUCGAUGCCCUCACCCAGACUUCUGUCCCCGAUGAGCGCACCAGGAACCCGGGCCUCAUUUCUACCUGCGCAGAGGCAAACAUCCUUCCAAGAAAAUGUCUACAAGCCACUGUCACCGUGGGAGGCAGCAUCCAGGAACCUCCUAGGUUCAGUGGACGAGGCGUUUCGGAGCCUCCCGUCAUCCGUUGCCUCUAAUGUCAAAGUUGCAGGGCAACGCAGAUCUCUGCCAGAGCCACCGGAUGAAUGGAAGCGCAGGGUGUCUCUUGAUCCUGCAGCUGUCACUAAGAGUCAUUAUCAUGCAGCUCCUGCUUUCCAGGCACCGUCUUUGAGCAGGACAUUUUCACCUGAGAAACCAGCCUUGUAUGGGCCUCCCUUCAGACCUGCCCAGCCUCUGUGGCCUGCCAGUAGGGCCAGUAUUGGGUACAUGGGUCAAGGCUCCAGUCCAACAAAUUACUCUCCCCUCUAUAGUGCUGUCCCAAGAAGUUAAUACCACUCAGAUAAUGUCAGACACUCAUCAGAGGAAGAGAAAUAUACAGGCACAUGUAUGUUAACGUAGAAGGUAUACCGUGAAAAGAAGAACCUGAUGGAAGAUGGAAUAUGUUUGAUCUAUGAGAUUGAAAAAUUAGGUCGUGGUUGCAAAAACUUAUUUUAGACCAUUUAAGUUUUGUUUUUUUGUGACAAAUAUAUAUUUGAUGGGAGUGGAAAAAGCAGUUGCUACCCUUGUGGUACGGAUGAUCACUUAAUUGCUUUUGUAUUGUGUCGCUGAUGUGAAAUAAUCCUGCAAAGCUUUUUUGAUCAUUCAGACAGAUUUAGGACAGAAGUGGACCACCGCAGUCAUGAUUUCAGACAAAUGGUCACGAGGAUGAUGUUGAGCAUGUGUCUUAUAUGAGGAACGUUGAACGUGUAGCAGUUGAAAGAAAUCUGGUGUUACUUCUUUUUUUUCUUCUUUUUUUAAGUCGAGGGGCGUUUGCCCACUUAGAUUGCUGGUAAUUCAGAUAUUGUUGGUUAUAGAUAUCUAGUGAGAAAUAAGACACUUUAAGAAAUAUUUUGUGUGCAUUUAUCUUUAGAUUUAAAACUCAAUGGGAGUUUGUGAUCACUUUUUCCAGGUUGAUGUUAUACCAAUUAUUUCACGUCUGAAUAUUUGAUUGUGUGAUCCUCAUUACAGAUGUUGCUCAUCUGUUUUUAAUCUGUUUUUGAUUGCCUUAGUAUUGCAGUGGCAAUGGGUAAUGUAGUAAAGGAGUGAACAUCCUAUUUAAUCUGCAGCACUUUCUAGUGAAUGCCAAUUACAAAUAUGCUAUUUCUGUAUUUUUUUACAUUGUCAGGAAAGAGCCGUGCAGUGCAUCCUUUUCAUUGACCUUAAUCGAACUGACUCACAACUGCUUUAUUCCCAUUAUUACAUAUCAUUUUAGGUUAAGAAGAAUUUAAUGUUGCAUGCAUUCAAGUAAUAUCCCACAUUUGAUUCUACACAGUUGUCUUUGAGUGUCAGGGGUUUUAAAAAUUUUGAUUUUUUUUUUUAAUCCAUAAAUUAUGAAUUGGGGGUUUGCCCCGUGUUUGACAGUAAUCUUGCAUAAAAUGUUGUUGUUUUUUUCGCACCUUUUUACCACAAACUGAAACAUUAAAAGACAUGAAAAUGUU